CAUCCACUCAUCCAAAACGUAAACAAAAAUCUAGUUUUUGUCUGAAAAAAAAAAAUCAAAAAGUGUUCUUGUUUCGAAGUUAACGUAAAUUUCGCGUAUUAAAUGUAUUUCAAUACAAAUCUAACAGCAAAUACCAGUGACCGAAAUGUCAUCGGAAAAAAGAAAACGUAAAUCAACCCGCACGCCACCGGUAGCCGCCGUCAGGAGCGAUUCGUCCAGCGAACGCGAACUGAUCAUCGAUCUACCGAGCACCAGCACGGGCGGCGGUCGGACCACAAGAUCCUCUCGGCCGAUAACUCCCAAAAAGACCAGCCCCGACAAGCGGCCACCCUCGACGAGGAAGAAACGUCGCCGGCCACGGUCCAGCAGUUCCAGCAGCGAUGUCGAGGAUCAAACUCUGGAGGAAACAAUCCAGCGGGUGGCCGUUAGUAACAACAUGUCCCAGGAAAGCAUUAAGAAGAUCCUGAAGAAGCUGGUCCUGAAUGAGCACAUUCUGGCAACGGUGAAAUUGAAGGAGGAAGAAGAAGUCCGGGAAGCGAAUACCCACCCCGUCCCGGUCAAAGAUGGCAUGGAAGGUGACGAUGAAGAAGAAGACUCCACUGCAGCUCAGGUCAAGCUAACCCGGUUGAAAGCCAAGCAGCUGAAUAAGCCACCGCUUCCGAUAGUUCCUUUGAAAGCGCCGAUAGCAAACGAAGAAGUGGCUGCGCUAAUUCGAGAAGAGCUCGGUUCCGACGAUGACGACGAGGAGUAUCAACCUACGGAGGAUGAUAUUCCCUCCGAUGAUGACCCCAACACAACUAUAUCGGACAUCGAUUCGCAACCGCGGACGCCGAUCGCACCGUCAACCCCAGGCGGCACGGAAACGGAAGAAGAGUCCACCUUGUACAGCAGGGAUGGACUGUUCAAGGUGCCGCGGAUACGUAACGACAGUUACUGCUCCGAACAGGAGCAGGAGAACAUUGCCCGGCGGACCCGAUCGAAGCUGUGUCUGCAGACGACGGCCAUCGAAACCAUCGAGUCGACGUUCUUCCCGCCGGACAUUACGACCGAUAUGUACGAUUUCGACUGCGACAUGGAUCACGUCUGGAAGGAGUUUCUGAGCGAGUUCACCAAGCCGUUGCCCAACCACGCUGAAGACGACGAUGACACCGAUCCGGAGUACGUGGCGGCUGAUCAAGUACCAGUUGACGCUGAGGAGCUUCGCGAAGUCAAGGUCUCCAGGAAAGAGCUCAACGAACUGGUUUCGGAACUGCUGGAAAUGAGCGGAAUUAUUGACGAGUCUUUCCUCAAUGAUGCUACACCAAAUAAUACUUUGGUUCCUGGUGGGGCAAUUGAAGCUCCCAGCAGUCAGGAUCAAGAUCAGCUAUCCCAAGAAGUUGAAGACACAGGGCAGUCGUCUGUGCUGAACACCCCACAGCCAAAAUUGUCUAGUCCGGUGAAGGAGCGUUCUGUUAGUCCCGAACGAAUCGUCAAUAACUCCGUAUUCCAACCAGAAACGGUGUCCACCCCUGUGGCACCCCUUGCAGAAAAUCGUGUAGUUCUUGUGACACCUGCUUUGUUGCCAGCCACUGCAGACGUGCAAGCGAGUGGUCCAGAAUGUGGAGUACCUAGUGUACAAUUGUACACGGCUGCUAUACCAUCCGUAGAAGGCAAUGUACAAAUCGUAGCUCCUGUUCCGCAACAGUCUGCGGUGAUUUCCGAAGUAGGCGAAACUAGUCUGAACAGCACUGCGCUGGCGCCUGUGCCGCAGCCUACUACUCCAACUGUCCAACCCACAGAAAGGCGGAUAGUUUUCAUAACUCCAGGCUCUCAAACUAAUGGUUCAACCUGGACAGUUAUUAGCACCAGUCCUGGAAAUUCCAUUUUGCAAUCUAGUUCUUCGUUUAUUGACCAAUCGGCAAUAGCACAAACUAGUUAUUCCAGUGCCAACAAUUCGCAACAGCUGGCCGAUGCCCCGAAAAGCCUCACUCUAAGCGGUAACUUCUUCCUCCAGAUAGCAACGCCGGAUGAGUCCAGCUUCUACAAGUACUACAUACCGUCGAAGACUUUUACGGUUCCCCAAACGGACCGGACUCCAGUGCCACCGUCGGAACGAAGGUAUCGCUUCACGCACAGCCUGGUGCCGGUGACUGUAACAUACCACGAGGGCCAAACGGGUUUCACGAGCUUUCAGCUGCAAAUUUUCCAACAACAGCUCCGGCAGCACGUCCAAUUUGCGGCGCAGAGUUUUAUGCAGAGCUACGCGCAUCCCAAGUUUUGGCAGAUGGCCAAAACUUUCAAGGAAAUGCUACUUGAACUGCAGCAAAUGGCAACCGACAAUCCAUCGGCCAAAGCGUGGAAUUUGGAUGGCGCUGUCGAGUGCUGCCUCAGCUGGGAAAAGGAACUCGAGGCAGAUUCGGACGAAAACAAGGAUUUUAUCCAGUUUCAAUUGGACGAAGUUAGCAAAGCCGAAAAGGCCAAGAAACUGAACAAAUACUACCAGGGUUUCUUCCACCCGAAGAUGAUGGAACACGUAGUCAACAACCCGGUUUUUAUGUAUCCCAAAAUGCUUCCCUACACCCCAUUCCGGACGGAUCUGCGCUCGGAAAGUCGUUUCAUCAAAGCCGAGGAACGGCUCAUCGCAUUCGGGUUGGAAAUGUUCUUUUACAUCGCCAAGAAAGAGCUGAACAAGCACAAACCGCACGUUGAGAAAGAUCCCACGGUCAUGCAGGUGUGUCGCUACAUCAGCAAGUAUCUGAUCACCUGCCAAACCGACAAGCAGUUGUAUUCGUACAUCAGCACCCGGCGGCAACGGGGCGACAAGAUGAAUCCUAUCAAGUAUUACUUCACACAUUCGAAGGGACCAGUAUUCCAACAUAUCUUGGAAUCUACGGAUUUCAGCAAUGUGAUACCACCGGUGGGCUACCAGAAGGGAGAACUGCCACACCUGUGGGAUAAAUACAUCUACUCGAAGGAGAGGUUGGCGAAGCUGAGCAACAGCAAGCAAGCCGAUCCCGAAGUUAUCACCAUUCACGAAUCGGUGCAAGAUUUCAGCAAACGAUCUCAACCUGCCGCGGCGGCGGUCGCCGAAUCCGUCCCGGAGACACCUCCUCCAGCACUGAACAUCACCAUCAGCUUGGUCAUCGAUCCGCAUCAACCUCCGAUACCGCUGAAUCAAGACUUUGCAGUCGAAGAAAAAGAGCAAGACAAGGAUAAAUCCAUCGUUGAAUCAGAUCCGCCACCGCCGUACCUGGUCGAAAUCAAGGAGGAAUCGUCCAUUUCGAUCGACGACGAUUCCCGGGAUCUUGGCGAUUUCGAUGACCACCCGGAUGUUUCCGUAGGUGCCGUUACGGAGAAAAAUAGUAGCUGCGGAUGUAAUUGCCAUCAUUUGGACCACAGCCAUCGUAGUAGCGAGUGUCAGUUCCGUACCAAGAGCGACACCCCGAAAGGUCAGAAACGACUGACGGAUUACUUUUCCUCGAUCAAUAAAAACGUAUCUGCGAAUGACCUGCGGAAAACUAGGCUAAAGGAAAAGUUGUGGGAGAUUUACCAACGCUUCCGGGAUUCUUGUUUGAGCGAAAUCGACGCCGAGAAGAUACAGGGACGGACGGUUCGGAAAGUGUUUGACCGCUUCCGGCUGAUCGAAGGUUUCAGCUGCUUUCUGGAGAAGCUUCAAAAGAUGAGUUCCAGCCAUGGUUCCAAAAAGAUGGAUGUGAUCAUGGCCAAGAAUGAGCAUUCAAUGUCCAACGAAAUGGGCAGCCGGGGGCACCGAUCCAGCGAGUGUGAACACCGGGAUGCAAAUUUUGCGUACAACUUUUUCGAGAAAGUCGAGGAAACGUUGCUGUCGGAAAACAAGCACAGCAUGUACGAGAGCUUUCUGGACAUCCUGCAGACGUUCAACGCUGCGGAGGAUCGCGUUCCAGAUCUGUACCAGAAAAUUGAAAACCUCCUGCUGGAGGAUCAUCCCGAUCUAGUGGAUCUGUUCUUGACAUUCCUGCUGCCAGGCCAGGCGGCGGAAGUCGGGCGGUUUUUCGAGCACUUCAUCCUCACAAACGCGAACGACUUUCUGGCCAAGUUGAACAUCUACUUUGCCAAACAACCGGCACAGAUCAGGAAGAUCUACUCCUGCUUGAACGAUUUGUCCUGCGAAGAAGAUGUAACAAUGGAGUGCAUAAAAUCCCGAAUUCUACCGCUGCUGAAAGGAAACCCUUUGCUCAUCGAAUGGUUUCUGCAGUUGUUCCCACUGGAAAGUCCCACGGAGGGUAACACAUCAGACUACGAGGUAAUUUCCAUUAAGAAACUACCCCACGCAGAUCACCCCACGGACCCGGAUGAGGUCUACGAGGAGGUUCCCUUUGUGGAUUUGGCUCCGGAAACGGCCGGCGAGAGUACCGUUUGUGGCACAAAGUACAUCCAAGGUCGAAUCAUGUACGGUACCCAGCCGGCUAGGUUGACCUUUUUGGCUCACGACUGCAUGACUACUUUGUCGUCGGCCGCAACACAACGGGGAGAGAAUCCUGGACUGAAAGGUUGCGUUCAUAAUGUGCGCAGUGUGGACAAUCGACCGAAAGCAACGACAGCGGACGGCGGUGAGUCUGGUACGACGGCUAGCGAUGGUAGAGAGCCGUUGCCACAAACUGCGGAUCAUACCACGCCGGAGGAAGUCCAUCAGCAGCAUGAGGACUCGGCUCGGUAUAAGCUGUGCGACGAGGCCACGUUCAAUGCACAUGCCAUCCGACUGAAUCCGCUUGUGCAUGGGGUGAAGGGCGUGACGUACGCCGAUGUGGCACAUUUGCUGGUGCCGGAUAUGAAUGUUCCGGACGAAAGAGCCACCAACCAACAACGUCAUCGAGGCACCACGACAAUAGAGAAACAGAAUGCCAUGCGAAUCAACGUUGGGCGUAACCAACAAAAUCUCUCCGAGGACGACAGAUCCAAUUCCCCAAAGAAGCAACAGAUCAAAACCGUCCCCAAGAAGCGAAUAAAUUCUCCGGUCAGCAAAAAACCUGCGACGGGCAAAAACUCUCCAACGGCCUGCAAAAAGGCACCCUUUUCGGUAUCCCCGGACUCGAAAGCAUUGCUAACAUCUAAAAAGUUGAAGCAGUUGAUUGAAUCAUCACCUGCUCCAGCGAACGCGCCGGAGCCAUCCUCCUCGAGCUCAACCGGUGUGAAAAGGAAAGCGCUCCCCGUCGCCAGUGCAACUCCCAGCAGCUCCAGCUCCAGCAGCACCAUCACGGCGCCACCAACCGAAACAGCAGCAUCCGUUCCGAUAAAGAAAGAGCGGUGUGACGAGAGCGAGUCUAAAGAUUGUCCCGAACAGCCCAGUCCAACCAGCUGGACCAGAGAUGAAGACAAGGUGAUCCUGGAGGAGAUCAAGACGGGGUACAGUUCGGUUGAACAGCUGGUGGAGCGAAUCGGGAUGAAGAUUCAGGGAAGGAGUGCGACCGAGAUACGACUGAGGUAUGAAUUCUUAAUGGAAGUGCUGAAGAAAUUUCAGCGACCCAAUUAGGGGAGUGUGCUAGGGUGUGUUUUCUGUUUGUGUAGUUAUAGGUGCAUUUUGUUUCUAGUGUAGAUUUUAUUUAUGUUUUUUUUUCAAAUUGUCCAUCAUGCAAUAAAAGCUAUGUACGAACUA
Messenger RNA from Aedes albopictus (Asian tiger mosquito), 5611 nucleotides. It is a transcript of the gene mute, whose product is annotated as GON-4-like protein. The record is from RefSeq and is a predicted model, not a curated record. The transcript has 10 exons. Gene Ontology annotation, cellular component: nucleus. Lineage: Eukaryota; Metazoa; Arthropoda; Insecta; Diptera; Culicidae. The coding region runs from base 146 to 5488 and encodes 1780 amino acids. Gene Ontology annotation, molecular function: transcription coregulator activity. Gene Ontology annotation, biological process: regulation of DNA-templated transcription.